AUGUUCUCCAUCUUUUACCUUUACUACAAAUUUCUUGCGUUCGUGAUCAGGCGGUUCAUCGCCCCCGAGAGAAACACGCAAGCUACGCCAGAUGACGUCUAUCAGAUUCCGUCACGCGAUUCAGGACGGACUAUCAAAGCCCACGUCUACCGAAAUGCAACUGCAUCUACAGGGCCGACCCCCGUGUUGAUCAACUUCCACGGCAGUGGGUUCAUGCUCCCUCGUCAUGGAGCCGACGAUGCAUUCUGUCGCCAGAUGAGUCGCGAAACCGACCGGACAGUCCUCGAUGUCCAAUACCGCCUAGCACCCGAGAAUCCCUUCCCCGCAGCUCUCAACGAUGCCGAGGAUGUGGCCAAGUGGGUUCUGGGACAGCCCGAGAAAUUCGAUCUUAGCCGUGUCUCUUUGUCGGGGUUCAGUGCGGGCGGUAACCUCUCCCUGGCUGCUGCGGCCAACCUGUUCUCGCCAGACACCUUCCACUCCGUUGUGGCGGUCUAUCCCGUGGUGGACCUGCAUACGGAUCCGGCGUUGAAGACCGCACCGGAUACUUCAGGCAGAGCAAUUCCCGCAGUCAUGUCGAAGAUUUUUGACAGGUGUUACACGCAUGGUGCAUAUGAUACCCGUGACCCGAGAAUCUCGCCGCUCUAUGCUAGUGCCGACCGCUUCCCUGCGCGGGUGAUGAUUGUCAGUGCGGCCUGCGACAACUUGGCGCCUGAGGCGGAGGCGCUGGCGGAGAAAAUUGCCAAGGAACCGGGGAAGGAGGUGGUGCGGCAGCGGAUGCAGAGCUGCAAUCACGGCUGGGAUAAAUCUGCUCGCCCGGGAACGGUGCAGGAGGAUGCAAGAGAGAAGACAUAUGCCAUGGCGGCAGCCAUGUUGUCGAGGUAG
Molecule: messenger RNA, 882 nt
Organism: Aspergillus eucalypticola CBS 122712
Lineage: Eukaryota; Fungi; Ascomycota; Eurotiomycetes; Eurotiales; Aspergillaceae
Product: putative esterase/lipase
Exons: 1
Coding region: 1-882 (293 amino acids)
Molecular function (GO): hydrolase activity
Source: RefSeq, a predicted model, not a curated record